Molecule: messenger RNA, 342 nt
Organism: Saccharomycodes ludwigii
Lineage: Eukaryota; Fungi; Ascomycota; Saccharomycetes; Saccharomycodales; Saccharomycodaceae
Exons: 1
Coding region: 1-342 (113 amino acids)
Source: RefSeq, a predicted model, not a curated record
AUGAGCUCAAAUAGUAAAAAAGUUUGGAAAGAUAACCUAGAUCAUUUUGUAACAAAUAUUCAAGAAAACAUAGAUAAAACUGUUUCUAAAGAAGUCAUUAUAGCCAACGAACAGACUAACAAACUCCUUUGCGAGUUGGAAGAAUUAAAUAAAAAACAACAAGACCAGCAAAAUGGUAUUAUUGACCAAGAAGAUUUGAUCAAAAAAAGGAAGCAAUUUUUAAAUAUGAAAGAAAACAUGAGUGAAAAAAUAAAAAAUAUUGAGACACAUGUAGAUCGUUUAGAAAAAAUGUAUGAUGAUCUUAUAAAUUAUCAAAAAAAGGUCAAAAAGUCAAAAAAAUGA